Molecule: messenger RNA, 3976 nt
Organism: Mobula hypostoma (lesser devil ray)
Lineage: Eukaryota; Metazoa; Chordata; Chondrichthyes; Myliobatiformes; Myliobatidae
Gene: tbpl1
Product: TBP-like 1
Exons: 9
Coding region: 629-1189 (186 amino acids)
Biological process (GO): DNA-templated transcription initiation
Molecular function (GO): general transcription initiation factor activity; DNA binding
Source: RefSeq, a predicted model, not a curated record
UCCGGGGUCCGGCUGCGUGCUGGAAGAGUAAGAAUCGGAACGCUGGCUCUUUCGGACCGUUAAACGGUCGAGCGAUCGCCGUUCGACUGUGGUUAGCAGCAGCAGGAGAGAGGCCAGGCCGAGCGACUGGUCCGCCCAGUGCUGCAUCACCCUGCCCCGGAGCCCGACUGGGCUCAGGCCGAGAGCUGCGAAAGGCCUUCCUUAGUUCCUCCGGUACUUUGUGUCAGAAGCUGGCCGCCCGCGAUCCGGGCCUCGGGUUGAGAGUUGUGGUUGUACAGACCUCGCCCGGGCUGAAGAAGAAGACUGGCACCGAGCCCUCCAGGUGGAGUAGUGGCAUGUAGAUUAAUUGCCCAGCUCAGUCCAGUCCAGCCUUCUCCACCACUGAGCACAUCUGCAAGAAAGCAGCAUCCUUUAUGAAGGACCCCACCAUCCAGACUAUGUUCUCUUCCUCUGCUACCAUCGAGAAGGAGAUACAAGAGCCUUGCGUCUCACACCACCAGGUUUGCUUUCUGCUUGACAUUGUCUAUAUUUGACCUCAGAUACUAAGAAUUGACUGCCCAGCUAACCAUGUGCAGCACUAUCUAGAUGGUAUGCAGCCUUUUGCGCAGUUGAAUAACAAGCCACACCCAUGGAACCAGACAAUGAUAUUGCACUGGAUAUUUUGAUAACAAAUGUGGUCUGUGUCUUUAAAACAAGAUGCCAUUUAAAUCUGCGAAAGAUUGCACUGGAAGGAACAAAUGUGAUCUACAAAAGAGAUGUUGGGAAAGUGUUAAUGAAGCUGAGAAAACCCAGGAUAACAGCAACAAUUUGGUCUUCAGGAAAAAUUAUAUGCACUGGAGCUACAAGUGAAGAAGAAGCAAAAACUGGAGCUCGAAGACUAGCCCGUCUUCUGCAGAAACUGGGUUUUCAGGUAAAGUUUGCUGGUUAUAAAAUUGUCAACGUUCUGGCUGUGUGUACUAUGCCAUUUGAAAUAAGGCUGCCAGAAUUCACCAAAAAGAAUCGUCCAGUUGCAAGCUAUGAGCCAGAACUUCAUCCUGCAGCAUCUUACAGAAUUAAGGCAUUAAAGGCUACACUUCAAAUCUUUUCAACGGGCAGUAUAACAAUUACAGCACCCAGCAUACAGUGUGUCGCUACUGCAGUGGAACAAACUUAUCCGUUGAUCUUUGAAUCUAGAAAAAUGAUCAAAUAACCAUUCCUGUUACGGGACCAUCUUUGGAAAUUCUGAUUGGAUGACUACAGAGACAAAGUUUACCAUAGAACUAUUCCAGGAAUGGACAUAUAGCAAAUCAGAGACUGUGAGAAUAUAUAUGAACACAAUGCAAAUGUAUUCAUAUUGGGAUGUUAAUAUUGUUUUAUUGUGAACUGUUUACAUGACAUGAUGCUGCUGUUUUUCUUCUUAAGGAGAAUCCUCCUUAUAGUCUCUGCAGUAAGGGAACAGGAUUGUAAAAUGUGCACUACAUUUAAAGUUGAACCACUUUUUUCUGGUUGAGCUUUGUGUUUUAUUGUGAGGUCUUUUUAAAAGAAAAAAAGUUAUGCUGUAUAUGAAAACCAAAGAUGCCACCAAUGUUAUUGUUCAUUUGGUUAUACUGUUUAAAUAAAAUUAAUAGAUGUGUAUUUAAUUUUAAGUUAAGAACCCUGCUAUAAGUCAUAAUUUAUUGAAGAACUUCUGAGUAUUACAAAAUAAAUUUUAUUUCAUUGGUAAAUUCAAAACACUAUUUGUGAAAGCUAUUUUGACUACACAAGUCCUCACAAAUGAGAAUGGUGGAUGGUCAAGUCAUCUUAAAUUCAGGUAGAUGUGAAUUUAAAGUUUAUUUUUUAAAACAAAUGCAUAUUUGGUGAGCUAAUAAAAAGAGGGUUCCUAAAUUUGGAAUCAAAUCACAUCCUAUUAAUUAGAAAAACUAGUGCAUCAAACCUUUCCCAGAUUUUAGGGUAUUGAAAGAUCACUUAAAUGCUUGCAUGACUGCUUGUUGAUCUUAAUUUUUAAAAUUGAUCAGCUGAGCUGAAAAUAAUUGCUUCAUAUACAGCAUCAUCAAAUAGAUCCUAAAAGGCACUGUAAAUUUGUUUUUAUUAAAAUAGUUACAUGCUGUGAUGCAUACUACAUAUCAACCAUUGGAAAGUAUCAAAACAUAGAACCAGUAUUGCAUUAAAAUUUAAAAGCAGUAACUUCUGAAACUUUUAAUGUAUUAGAAAAAAAAAUUGGGAAUGAACUAAAUAGCCCAUAAUGCUGCAGAAGUUCAUUUUAAACUUAUACCAGAAGCCUCAUAAUUUUUCAAUAGAAAAUCUCACUGUUGGUGAGUUCCAGGUGUUUGUCACUUAAACGUUGCUACAGACCGAUCAGUGUAAUUUUGAGUUAUGAAUCUUUCAUACUCCAAAAGAAUAGCUACAGCUAUCUAUUACCUAUGAGAUUUCUUUUCUACACCCAAAUUUUACUUGAAAAUAAAACUGCUUUAUGAGCACAGCAUUGUUUCAAUAUUCCUAAACACAGCUUUUAGCAAUUAUUGCAUAUGUAAUUUUUUUUUAAAUAAAGUCUUCGUUUAUACCUAUCCACAGUUUAUAGAAAAUUCAGUAGUUACAGUUUGGCUUUGCUUUGCAACUUUAAGUAUAUCAUUGUCGGUAUUUCAUCAGAUCUGAUAUACAAUAAGAACUAAAGUUUGAAUUAAUAACUUGCAAAUGUUGUUUGAAAAAGUUGAGAGGCUUGUACUGUAGAAAGCACACUGCAGUGUAGCAGUGCAUGUGAUCAUUAACUCAGUGUCCCUAUUUCCAGUUGAACCUUUGUUCCUCAGGUUGAGUGUCUAUCCUCAAGAACUGCAAGAAGUACCUGUUUGAUACAAGAAUACUCGAUUAACUUUCAGUAAGUUACCUUUAUCGUUGCAAUUUCAUGUAAUCUGCAAACAAAAAUUUUCAAUUAUAUGACAUCUAAAUUUGAAUCAGAACUUACUUGAAACAUAAUCCUUUGAGUGUUGGAUAGCACUUUUGAAUAGCAUUUAUUUUCUGUUUUGUAGAACAAUUAUGUUUUCCUUUGUAAAUUUCCAGUUCUCAACAAAGUUGAAGUAGAUGGAUGUAUUCAAUUGUAACAAUCCAAUUUACAAUAUUCACACAAUAAAUGUAGUCUUAACUUUAUGGUUGUUGUUUAUUUUGUGUAACAAUGCUUCCUUGGUCUCAAAGGGUUAUGUUAUGCGACAGAGUGCAUCUGUCAUGUAAAUAGUCACUUCAGAAUCUGUCAGCAUUCAUGCUUAGAUAUUUUGUUUUCAUUCCAAAUGCCAGUAAAUAGAAUAUUGUACUACUUUUAUGCCAUACUUUGGAAAUUGCCUCUGCUAUUCAAUUUAAGAUGGGAUGGGACAGUUAUGUACCAUAAAGACCAACUGCUUGUGUUGAAAAAUGUAGUUAAAAUAGAAGUUUUUCAUUGAAAAUGUGUAACUUUCAUAUGUAAAUCUGUAAAUUCAGGAAAAACUGCAAAAUUUACCCAUCUCAUGAAAAAUGUAUUUUGGAUUGUUUUGAAAUUUUCAGGUAUAGGGUCGAUAAGUAGCCUAAUGGUUAUGAGCACUUCGGGAUCAAUGUGUCAAAACUGCUUUGUUGACAUGUAUUUCAAUGGAUGAGUUCCAGUUUUAUAUACCUGGGACAUUCAAAGGCAUCAUAAAUGAUUUAUUGAAGAGAAAUCAAAUUUGCCGUGGGAGCUGAUUUAAAAUUAGCCUUCAGAGAGGGAAAUAUGCUACCUAUCACAAGCAUGAACUGGUAAAAAUAACGUAGUCCGAUAAUGAAAAAGAGUAGCUGAAAUUUGUCAAAGUAAGGUCAAAGUUUCAUUGUGCCACCCACAAGAUGAAUUAUUUCAUUGAAGUUUGUUGUAUUUUUCUAUGCCUGUGACAUGUGUUCAUUGGUGCCUAUGCUCCAACAGCGAAAAUGGAAGUAUUUCUGUUUAGAUUUCCAUGAAUUAAAUUUGUACUGUACAAUCAACUAGUGUACCAAAUUACUUGUAGCU